AUCUCAUCAACGAAUGUAAUGAAUUCAGAAAUCUCCAGUAACAAGAAUCUCUCGGAUUCCACAUGCCAGAGAAAUCACUCGUGUAGACAUGCGUAUUCUGAAACUGUAGCUGAUAUGAUUAUGACCGAAGAAGAUGAUCAAGAGUAUGUGAUUGCUUAUGCCAGCCAUAUUUUAACUCCUGUUAAACAAAACUAUAGCACUGUCAAACUUGAAUGCUUUACAG
Dentiscutata erythropus is the source of this 223-nucleotide messenger RNA. The record is from the annotation of a GenBank genome assembly. Lineage: Eukaryota; Fungi; Glomeromycota; Glomeromycetes; Diversisporales; Gigasporaceae.